Lacerta agilis (Sand lizard) is the source of this 1359-nucleotide messenger RNA. RefSeq names its product myogenic factor 5 (gene MYF5). Lineage: Eukaryota; Metazoa; Chordata; Lepidosauria; Squamata; Lacertidae. The transcript is spliced from 3 exons. The record is from RefSeq and is a predicted model, not a curated record. Gene Ontology annotation, molecular function: protein dimerization activity; DNA-binding transcription factor activity, RNA polymerase II-specific; RNA polymerase II cis-regulatory region sequence-specific DNA binding. Bases 267 to 1097 code for a protein of 276 amino acids. Gene Ontology annotation, biological process: muscle organ development; positive regulation of myoblast differentiation; regulation of transcription by RNA polymerase II.
CCUCCUGGAUCCGCGCCUUUAAAAGGCAGCAGCCAAAAGGAGCUGAGAAAGAGACCGUUGUCCCCUUGGGAGAGAGGAGGGGGAAGCUCUACACAGACGUCCCCCCGUCCAAUCCCAUCCCCAAGUAGGGGUCGUGGCGAUGAUGCUCUGAGCAAGUAGGCAGCCCCUGGGUGGGCAGCCUAGCCUGUCCUGCGGGUAUAAAGAGCCCAGGCCUGGCCUGCACGGCUCCCAGAUCCCAGGCGCCUGGCGCGCCCCGAGCUCCAAGGAUGGACGAGUUGAUGGACGGCUGCCAGUUCUCUCCAUCCUCAGCCGUCUUCUUCUACGACAGCUCUUCCUGCAUCCCUUCCCCCGAGGAGGAACUGGUGGAAGAGGACUUCGCGCAGCGGAUGGCAGCCUCCUCCUCGUCCUCCUCCUCGUCGUCUUCUUCCUUCGGAGCGCAUCCGGCAGAUCUGCCCGGGGGAUCCGACGGCGAGGAGCACGUCCGGGCGCCCACGGGCCACCACCAAGCCGGUCACUGCCUGCUGUGGGCUUGCAAAGCCUGCAAGAAGAAGUCGAGCACGGUGGACCGGAGGAAGGCGGCCACCCUGAGGGAGAGGCGGAGACUGAAGAAAGUCAACCAAGCCUUCGAGGCUCUCAAGAGGUGCACCACGGCCAACCCCAGCCAGCGGUUGCCCAAGGUGGAGAUCCUGAGGAACGCCAUCCGCUACAUCGAGAGCCUCCAGGAGCUGCUGAGGGAGCAAGUGCACCACUACUACCGCUUGCCCGGUGGACAAAGUUGCUCCGAGCCCAACAGCCCCACCUCCAGCUGUUCCGACGGCCUGGCUGAAUGCAACAUCCAGAUGUGGUCUAGAAGAAACAUCGCUCAUGACAAUGUCUAUUGCUCUGAUCUCCAAAAUGUCUAUCCAUCUGAAGUGAGCACAGCCCUCUCCAGUCUGGAUUGUUUAUCCAGCAUAGUGGAUAGAAUCUCUUCCUCGGAUCAGGCGGGUCUCUCACUGCAGGACUCCACAUUGCUGCAGGAUUCUCCCGGUGCCAGCCCUGAGUCACAGCCAGACACUCCGGAGACCCCUCAUCCCAAGCUCAUCUAUCAUGUACUAUGAGCUGGUUGAGAUUUGAAACCAGCUCCAGCCACGUCCGGACAUUGCUAAGAACUCCCAACAGCAACGGGAAGGAGGUUCUCCAUUGAAAUCCGAGGCCCUUGGAAUUCCACUGGACCAAAAAUAUGUAUAUAGAGGAGACGUCACUUUAAAAUGUGUACAUUUGUGAAUAUAUUUGCCCCGUCUCCCUUUCUACAAGGGGAAUGACAUUAUAUUUAACCAAGACAUCUAUAUUUUAAUAUUAUAUAAUUCUAUGUUGGGUUUU